GUUCUGACCGUUGCGUGUUAAUCACUGCUUGAUACGAGAUUGGAGCGGGGAUGACGAUCUGCGACAAAUGAGUUUAGGACCGUGCCACCAAGGUACGCGAGGGACCUUGAGGCCGCCGGCUCCGUCGCAUAAAUGAAAGACGAUAGCGAGAUCUUCUCACCCUCUCCAAAGUCUGAUCGCCGUAUUUGCCGUACGCUACAUCACCAUGCAUUGCAUGCUAGACAAACUACCAUUGGAGCUUCUGGAGCUCAUCUGCGACGAGCUCGAAACUCAGGAUCUAGCCUCUCUGCUGGGAACAUGUCGCCAUACAUACAACCGAACAAUCCAUCGCCUGGCCCAACGCUACUCGGAAAUUCACCUCGAUUUCUCCAAGGGGAGCCUCAGUCAAAUCCACGCUAUCGCAACUAACGAGAUCAUGCGACAGCAUGUUCAGCGGUUGGUGGUCAUGGCUCCCGAACCGUUUCUCGGGCGCAAUCUCGAAUGGCAGCGCAGCGCCGCGGGCCAUAUUUUCAACCCCCUCGAAAAUCCCACUAUCCGACAGUUCCGCAACAAUCUGGUCGACAAGCUGGUCAAUUGCCGAUCGUUUGUAAUUUCACCGCUAGGCAACCAUCUUGCGCCCGACGAAGACGAAAUGGAUGUGUCCUAUGACCAACACUUCACCCCCGACGACGCCGCGAGCAUCCUGCUUGACAUUAUCGCCGAUACUGCUUUGCCCGUGAAGCUAUUCUGGUAUGGCAGGGGAACGAACUAUAGGUCCGAGAUCAUGAACAUUCAGAGACUACCAAAAACGCUCUUCCUCAGUCCAGGCUUUCGUGCCGGAUGGGGAUCCCUCACGAACCUCCACCUGGAGCACAGACUCACGCCACAUAACUAUUCCUUCCUUUUCAACAUGCUGCUCAGCACGCCGACUCUUCGUAAACUAUAUCUCAGUCUGACACCUAAAGACUUAGCCAUCGAAUUCUACUCGCAUGUCGCCAAGUCAGAGUCUUUAUCCUGCCUGUUGGAACGGAUAUCGCUCUGCUCUACAGCUAUUCGGUCGUCAGAUCUCAUGCACAUCCUCGAUCGGUCUCGACAUACGUUGAAGCGGUUGAUCCUCUCUGACGUUGGAGGCUUGUCGGGGAGUUUACCGCAGUUGCAGGACCAGUUGUCUGGCUUCCCCUGUCUGGGGAAGGUGGACUUAAGAAUGUGCCAAUGAUCAAUCAUUAUGCACGGUACCAAAUGAGAUACGAAUUACGCCUUCUACCUGCCCCACACAUCCUUUCGCCACCGUCAUACCUGCUG
Messenger RNA from Aspergillus fijiensis CBS 313.89, 1281 nucleotides. RefSeq lists its product as uncharacterized. The transcript has a single exon. Lineage: Eukaryota; Fungi; Ascomycota; Eurotiomycetes; Eurotiales; Aspergillaceae. The record is from RefSeq and is a predicted model, not a curated record. Gene Ontology annotation, molecular function: protein binding. Bases 206 to 1195 code for a protein of 329 amino acids.